CUCCAUCAUUCAUUGCUUCCAUCUCCGCAUUCAUUCCGCUCUUUGCAACCGACAACCUUGUCUUUCGCUUUGUCCACUUUAGCAAACACACAGACCCUUUUAAUAUUCCAUAUUCAGUAUUCAUUAAUUUCUCCUCUUUUGUACGCCCUCUCUUCUCCCCUGUCUCUCUUCCCUUUGCUUUGCUUUGCUUUGCUUUGCUUUGCUUUGCUUUGCUUUGCUUGCUUUGCUUGCUUUGCUUUGCUUCUAUUGUUUCUUUUAUCUACCCCCUCCCCUUGUGUAUACAGAAAAAAAAAAGGAAGGAUUGUUAUAGAAGCUAUUCUUUUGUUAUUGUUGUGCCAUCUUUAUCUUUAUCUUUAUCUUUAUCUCUAUCCGUUGUUGUUCCUGUAUACUGUUGUAAUACGAACAUGUGUACAUCUCCCUCCAAAAUGUUGAAUCCCGACUCCUUCUCCGUCUCCACUCAAGGGAAACCAAAGGUACUGAUAGUCGGUGCUGGGAUCGCUGGGCUGAUGCUUGGCAUCUUGCUUGAAAGAGCAAACAUUCCAUACGACAUUUAUGAACGAUCGGCCGAAGUAAAAACCCUUGGCUCGGCUGUAUAUCUCGGUGCCAAUAUUACACCACUCUUCAAACAAAUUGGCAUCUACGACGAGUUUACAGCAAGAGGCAAAAAAUGUGAACACAUGGAUUUCUUCAACGAGAAACGCAAGCCUACUUUUGUAAUGGACUUUAAGGCCUCUACUUUCCUUGGAGGUUCAGCGGGCUACAUCAUCCCACGGAGUGCAUUAUACGAUCUACUCCUCAAACAAGUACCUCCUCAUAAGCUCCACAUGGGCAAAAAAAUCCUCUCCACCGUGCAGGGUGACCUUGGUGUUCAGAUCAGAUGUUCAGAUGGUUCAUUUGCAGACGGCGAUAUCCUCGUUGGGGCUGAUGGUGCAUAUUCAGGGGUACGGCAAAACCUAUACGAACAAUUGAAGAAGGAAGGAAAGCUACCCUCAUGUGACGAUAAAGCUUUGCCCUAUAGUUGUGUAUGUCUCGUUGGACAAUCCUCCCCAAUGGAUCCAUCGGUCGUUCCAGAAUUGACGAACCCUCUUUGCCACUACAAAAAUAUCGUCGCAACAGACAGGCGUUAUUCGUGGUCUACUUAUACAGCACCAGAUAAUGUCAUAUGUUGGAGUGUUAUUCAGUAUCUGGAUGGAGAAUCAGCAAAGCUCAAUGAUAGUUUCCGAAACACGGAAUGGGGAGCUGAAGCUGCCAUUGCAAUGUGUGAAGACGUUUGGGACUUUCCUCUUCCAGGUGGCAACGGAAACCUUACCAUGGGUGAUAUCAUCAGUAAUACCCCACAGAACCAGAUCUCAAAGGCCAUUCUGGAAGAAAAGUUGUUCGAAACAUGGUAUCAUGGCAGGACUGUAUUGAUUGGAGAUGCCUGCCACAAGGUUCAUCCCGCAGGCGGACAAGGAGCAGCAGUUGCAAUGCAAGAUGCAGUAGUGCUUGCAAAUUGGCUUAAUGUCUUGACAUCCAAAUCUGUAAAAGACGUAGAAAAGAUAUUCAAAGAGUACAAAGAAGAGUCUGCCCCCAUUGCCAAACUAGCAUUUGACCACAGCCGUAUGAUAGCCUUGAUCUCUGCCAAAGGUGUCAGGGCUAGCAUGGUUCGAUGUUGGAUCAAGAAUAUGCCAGAGCGGCAAUGGAAGUCUCUUUUGUCCAGGGUGGUAUGCUAUCGUCCACAGGUAUCCUUUUUACCUCUAAUCAAAGACACUGGCACACUCACCCCAUGCUAUCAACCAAGUCUUGAGAAAACUCUGGCUGUCCUCAGGGAUAAAGGCAGCAAGAUUAGCAUAAAUAAUGAUGAUCAUGACGGCUCUGAAACCCUAUGUACCCCUAACUAAUGACUCCUCCUCCUCCCCCCUCCCUCCUAUUCAACAAACGAUAUGCAUAUAUAGCCCAACUUAAUGAAAUGUAAUGAG
Messenger RNA from Lobosporangium transversale, 1958 nucleotides. RefSeq lists its product as hypothetical. The record is from RefSeq and is a predicted model, not a curated record. The transcript has 7 exons. The coding region runs from base 405 to 1880 and encodes 491 amino acids. NCBI's taxonomy places the organism in Eukaryota, Fungi, Mortierellomycota, Mortierellomycetes, Mortierellales, Mortierellaceae. Gene Ontology annotation, molecular function: FAD binding.